Molecule: messenger RNA, 2822 nt
Organism: Ziziphus jujuba (common jujube)
Lineage: Eukaryota; Viridiplantae; Streptophyta; Magnoliopsida; Rosales; Rhamnaceae
Product: carotenoid 9,10(9',10')-cleavage dioxygenase 1
Exons: 13
Coding region: 789-2594 (601 amino acids)
Biological process (GO): carotene catabolic process
Cellular component (GO): chloroplast stroma
Molecular function (GO): carotenoid dioxygenase activity
Source: RefSeq, a predicted model, not a curated record
CAUGUCGUGUACCGAUAGAGUUUCUUAUCUAUUGUGCAAUUCAUGUCGUCAGUACUGUCAUACAAGACAGGUGUUAAUGCAAAUAAAACCAUCAUGUUAUUUCUCUGUGAAUCUAAACUUUUUUUUUUUUUAACCAAUUUAUUUUUCAAUCAGCAUUUUAUUUUUCAAUCAGCAUUUUAUAUUAAAAUUUAAAAAUCACCCAUGAAUUUCUCUCUCUUGCUUAAUAUUUCUCUUUAAAUUAUAUAAUCUAACAUGACAAAAGUAAUCAAUGCAAAUAUAUAUGCCUUUUUAUUUAUGUUAUGAUAACCCUAGUAUAGGAUAAGCGCACUCAAUUCCCUGUUUGGGCAAGCAGAGUUUAUUUGGCUUUUGAAGGAAAUCCCACGUGCCAACAACUGGAAGGUUAAAACUAACGUCCAUUUGUCGUUGAAGUUGAAGCCAUGAACAAAGUUUAGCUAUCCAUCCACACACACACAUAUAUUUAUAUAUAUAUAUAUAUUAUAUUAUAAUAUCAAAUUGUACACAUAGGAGUUUGAAGGGCAUUAUCCGAAUCCAUCCAGAUGCCUUGAACUUUGAACUUGAUAUUUGUGAAAUUAUUCCAACAAUGGCACAUGUCCUUUUCUGUGUUUACACACAUAUAGUCCAACAAUUUCCAAUACGACCAUAUGUUUAAGAGAGACAGAGAGAUAGAGGGAGAGAGAGCGAGAGAGACAGAGAGAUAAAGAUAAAUGCAGUCCUUUGACUGUUUGUUGAGCAUGGAAUAUUGAUGUUCUUGUUCAUAUAAUAUCAAGAUGGCAAUUCAUGUAAGUUGCUGUGUUCAUGGUCGGCCUCCAUUUUCAGACAACUUUGAUACCUUGAAGGUCAAGCCAUUCUUUUCUGCUAUCAAGACAUUGUUAGGAGAAUUGAGACAAGUACUUCCCAUGCGAAUAGAUGUCUCCAAAACCAUCAAUACCACCACUACUGCCAAAAUUUUGGAUGCAUUUGUUGAUUCGGUGUUUGAGUAUGUUGAUCAACCCUUGCUUCCAUCUCAGUUGUUGCAGGGUAACUUUGCGCCGGUUGAUGAGUUGGGGGAAUCUGUUGUUAUCACCAACAUUGAAGGCAACAUUCCAGAUAAUUUUCCCGAGGGUGUCUAUAUAAGAAAUGGACCAAAUCCUCUUUUUGGAGGACUAAAAUCAACUCAAUCUGUGUUUGGAAGGUCAAGACAUAUUUGGAUAGAAGGAGAAGGAAUGCUUCAUGCUUUGUAUUUGAGUAGAGACAGUGAUUGCAAAUGGACUCUCCGGUACAACAACAGACACGUUGAAACCGAAACAUUCAAGCUAGAAAAACAGAGAAACAAACCGUCCUUUCUCCCUGCCAUACAAGGCGAUUCACUGGCUGUUCUGUCAGCAUAUCUGUUGAAUUUGUUGAGAUUUGGCAAAGUAAAUAAAUACAUCAGCAACACCAACGUUUUUGAGCACUCGGGGAAGUUCUACUCCAUUGCAGAAAACCACAUGCCCCAAGAGAUUGACAUUUUGACUUUAAAAACAUUAGGCAAUUGGGAUGUCUGCGGAGCUUGGAACAGACCUUUUACCAGCCACCCGAAGAGAGUUCCAGGCACAGGAGAGCUGGUUAUAAUGGGGGUGGAUGCAACUAAACCUUUCUUUGAAGUAGGAGUACUUUCGGCUGACGGAAAAGAGUUGAUUCAUAAGGUUGAUAUCAAACUUAAUAGGUGUAGCCUUUGCCAUGAAGUAGGGGUUACACAAAGAUACAUUGUGAUACUGGAUUUUCCACUUACUAUUGACAUCAUGAGGCUUGUUGGUGGAGGCCCAUUAAUAAAGUACAAUAAAGAAGGAUAUGCAAGAAUUGGGAUUAUGCGUCGCUAUGGUGAUGCAAAUUCAAUCUGCUGGUUUAAAGUUGAACCAAACUGCACGUUUCAUAUUCUUAACUCUUUUGAAGAUGGAGAUGAGGUUGUGGUGUGGGGUUGCAGAGCUCUUGAAGCAAUCAUACCAGGACCUGAUAUGGGAUUGGAUAAAUUUGACUGGUAUUGCAGAGGGUUUAAGCCUAUAGGUCAUGGUGAAGAAAAUGUGGAUGCGUCAGCUGGGGAUGGAUCAUUAUUUACUCGUUGUUAUGAAUGGCGGUUAAACAUGAAAACUGGACAAGUUACGGAGAGAAAUCUCACUGGAACAGAAUUUUCCAUGGAUUUCCCUAUGAUCAAUGGAAAUUUUACAGGUCUGAAAAAUAGGUUUGGUUAUACCCAAGUCGUUGAUUCCAUUGCAAGUUGUACCUCAGGCAUGCUAAAAUGUGGAGGUCUAGCCAAGCUGCAUUUUGAAGAACCAGAUAGAAAAAGAAAAUUGGAAGGGGCAAUAGAGGUGGAAUACAAUAUGUUUGAGAAGAACAGCUUUUGCAGUGGAGCUGCCUUUGUCUCUAAGAAAGGAGGUGUUGAAGAAGAUGAUGGUUGGAUUAUUACUUUUGUUCACAGUGAAGAUACCAACUUAUCUCAAGUUUAUGUCAUUGACACAAAGAAGUUUUCAAGUGAUCCAGUUGCCAAAAUUACAUUACCAUGCAGAGUUCCAUAUGGUUUUCAUGGAGCUUUCAUGCAAAUCUCAACAGACACCUAAUAAUCGCAGCGCAGAUUUAUGGUUUUCAUGGAUUGUAUUAAACACAACCCUUUGUGAGAGGUAGAUUAGAAUUAGGUUAUACACUUUAACUUCUAUUCCCUUCACGUGUGGGUUCAAAUGUAACCAUAAUUACCAUACUAAACUACUAUUUUGUGCCAUUGUUCUCAUAAGCUCUUUGCAGAGGCGAAUUGGAAUUGGAUUAUAUAUUUUAGCAGAAUAUGAAAAGAU